GGCUCUCUACACGUACGAGGAUGGCUCUGAUGACCUGAAGCGCAGUGCUGCACCAGGUGGAGGUUUGUUGGAGCUCUCUGGCCACUUUGAGAUCCAGAAGGUGAUGUAUGGCUUCUGCAGUGUCAAGGACCCCCAGGCCGUGCUCCCCAAAUAUGUCCUCGUCAACUGGGUGGGUGAGGACGUGCCGGAUGCCCGCAAAUGUGCCUGUGCCAGCCACGUGGCCAAAAUCGCCGAGUUCUUCCAGGGCGUGGAUGUCAUUGUCAAUGCCAGCAGUGUGGAGGACAUCGACCCGGGGGCCAUCGGGCAGCGGCUGUGCAACGGGCCCGGCCGGCGCCCCACCCCUGCGGCUGCGGGAGGAUGA
This is a messenger RNA of Merops nubicus (carmine bee-eater), 361 nucleotides long. Its product is annotated as drebrin-like. NCBI's taxonomy places the organism in Eukaryota, Metazoa, Chordata, Aves, Coraciiformes, Meropidae. The annotation marks the transcript as partial. Gene Ontology annotation, biological process: positive regulation of dendritic spine morphogenesis; positive regulation of axon extension; regulation of actin filament polymerization. The transcript is spliced from 4 exons. Gene Ontology annotation, molecular function: actin filament binding. The record is from RefSeq and is a predicted model, not a curated record. Gene Ontology annotation, cellular component: postsynaptic density; postsynaptic membrane; lamellipodium.